Molecule: messenger RNA, 1155 nt
Organism: Monoraphidium neglectum
Lineage: Eukaryota; Viridiplantae; Chlorophyta; Chlorophyceae; Sphaeropleales; Selenastraceae
Exons: 2
Coding region: 1-1155 (384 amino acids)
Source: RefSeq, a predicted model, not a curated record
AUGCGCGGGCCGAGCAGCAGCGUGCUGGGCGCGCCGCAGCCGGGGGACAGCCUCUUCGGGUCGCUGCUGAAGGUGGGGGCGAGCGGCCUGAAGGAGAAGAGCGGGGACAACGCGGGCGGCGGCGACGGCGAGGCCAGCAGCGGCGCCGCGGAGGGCGGCGACGGGGGCGGCGGCGGCGUGGACGGCGGCGCAGCGGCGCCCGACGCGGGGGCCGAGAGCGAAGAGGACGACUCUCAGCCGCAGCAGCAGCAACAGCAGCAACAGCAGCAGCAGCAACAACUGCAGCAGCAGUCACAGCAGCAGCAGCAACAACAGCGGCGGCUGGCGGCCGCCGCGGCGGCGGCGGUCGCGGCGCUGGGGGAGGAUGGCGGCGGCGAGUAUGGGGACGGCUUUGGCCUCCCGCCGGGCUACCCGCCAAUCGAUGGCGGCGCCGCCGGCCGCCGCGUGCGUCACGUGCCGCGGCAGAGCAGCGCGAUCAACCUCGGGACGCGCGUCGGGCCGGCCGAGGUCAAGCGGCUCUCUGCCGAGGUGGACGCGCUCCGCGCCGACAACAUGCGGCUGGCCGCCGCGCUGCGCAGCAAGUCGGGGGCCGGCGGCGGUGGCGGCGGCGGCGGAGGCGGGGCCGGCAACGGCGACGCCGGCGGCGGCGGCUCGGAUGCGCGCGUGCGGGUGCUGGAGCGGCAGCUUGCGCUGCUGCAGGAGCAGGUGUCAGAGCUGGUGGGCAGCAAGCGGGCGGCGGAGGAAGCCGCCCUGAAGCUGACGUCCGAGCUGACCAGCACGCGCAGCGCGGCGAACCAGCUGGCGCUGGUGGCGCAGAUGGCCGCGCCGUUCAUGGGCGCGGCCGCGGCCGCGGGCGCGCUGCCGCCGGCGUUUGCGGCGGCGCUCGAGCGGAUGGCAGCAGGCGGAGAGGGCGGCGGCGGUGGCGGCGGCGGCGAUGGUGGUCAUGCGGGGGUCAAGCGGCCGAGGGAGGAGUCGGAGGACCCAGGGGACGGCGCCGCGGCCGCAAACGGCGUUGACGGCGACGAAUGGGAGCGCGCCGGGAAGCGGGCCGCGCCGGCGUCGCCGGGCGCGGGCGCGGGCGCGGGCGCGGCGAGCGACGGCGACGAGGGCGGGCGGGAGGGCUCGGGCGAGGCGGGCGGGUCCCCGCUGGGUUAA